This is a messenger RNA of Apis laboriosa (Himalayan honeybee), 5299 nucleotides long. RefSeq names its product ATP-dependent DNA helicase Q4 (gene RecQ4). Gene Ontology annotation, cellular component: cytoplasm; nucleus; chromosome. Lineage: Eukaryota; Metazoa; Arthropoda; Insecta; Hymenoptera; Apidae. Bases 247 to 4887 code for a protein of 1546 amino acids. Gene Ontology annotation, biological process: DNA replication; double-strand break repair via homologous recombination. The record is from RefSeq and is a predicted model, not a curated record. Gene Ontology annotation, molecular function: nucleic acid binding; zinc ion binding; 3'-5' DNA helicase activity. The transcript is spliced from 9 exons.
UUGAGCAACGAAUUUUAAUUUUAUUUUUAUAAAGAAAAAAAGAAAAAGUUUUUGUGAAUAAUGAAUUAGGAUUUGAGCAAGUUAUGUGAAUGACAUCAUGUGAUUUUAUUUUAAAAGUAACGGUUUUAUUUACGCACCGUAAUAUUAUAAUUUUCAAUUUAGGCUAAUCUAUCGUAUUCGAUAAUAGUUAACCUAUAAUUUAAUGUAUAUUUUCUCAUACAUAUAUUCCUUUUGAGUGACUAAAAAAUGGAAAUAUUAGAAGAUCCAGUAUUUAAAACAGAGUAUCAAAAAUAUAAAAUUCGUGUUAAAUUAUGGGAAAGUCGCUUUACCGCGAAACAUGGACGUAAACCAAAUAAGAAUGAUAUUAAAGAAGCUGACAUGAAAAUCAAAGAAUCUUAUAAAAUGUAUUGGAAGUUAAAAACACGUGCUUUAGAAGAAACACUUACAGAUAUUUCAUUUUCUGAUGAAGUAGAAAAUAAUAUUCCUACAAAAACUACAAUGUAUAUAUCACCUAAAGAAAUUAAAGAUGAAAAUAAAUCUUUAAAGGAUAAUAAUAAACAAAUUGUAGAAAAUACAAAUGAAAAAGAUAAAAAAGAUAUGGAAAAUACAAAUGAAAAAGAUAUAAAAAAUACAAGUUUACAGGAAAUAGAAAAUAUGAAGAAAGAUACAGAAAAUAUAGAUCCAGAGAAAUAUCAAAAUCAAUAUCAAAAUCAAUAUAAUAAUAUCACAAUAGAUGAAAAAGAAUGUAAAAAUGUAAAAGAUGUAUGGGGCAAUCAUUUGCAAAGAAACAAUGAAAAGAUGCCCCAAAAAAAAGAGACAUUACUUAUAGGUAAAUCAUCAUCUUUCCAAUUAUCACAAAAUAAAUUUACAAACUCAAACUUUACAAAAAGAAAUCCUAGAAAAUCAUUAUCUGCAACAAAAAUAAAAAGUAAGACUGAAAAAGAUAAUGACAUUAUCUCAAAUACAUUGGAACAAAAUACAAACAAAGAACUAAAUAAUAAAGAUAAUUCUAAUAUUGAAGAAACAAAAUCUAUAUUUGGUGAGUCAAUGAAAAUAACUUAUAUGGAGCCUACAUCUAUAAUUCAUUCAAUUGGUACAGUACAACAAUUAAUUGAGGGACAUACUAUUAAUAGAAAUUUAAAUCCUGGUUGGUUAAAUAGAUGUGCCAAACAAAAUAAUUUGGAAUAUCCAGUAUUUGAUUCACAGAGACUUUCUGGAACAAGUGAUUCUGGAAUUGAAUCAACAGAAUCAAGUAUUUAUUCACCAAAAGAAAAUAUAAUAUUGUCAUUACCACAAAAAUCUUUUGAGAUAUCAGAUGAAGAAGAUUUUGUUUGUAAUAGUGAUUCAGAAGAAGGACAUAAAAAUAAACGUAUCAGAAAUUUUAAAAAAGAAUUUAGUGAUCAAGAAACUUAUUCUUUCAAAAGAAUGUGUCUUGAAAAUUGUACAAAUACUUCAACACUAAGUAAAAUAAAUGUACAAACAAUACAUUCUAUUGAAGAUGUAAAUACGAAUUUUAAUGAAGAAAAAUAUAAUGUAGUUCUAAGUAAAAAUAAUAGUAUAAAUAAUAAUAUAAAUAUUCAAACAAAUUUGUUUAAUAAUAUUGACAAAUGUAAUGAAAAAAUAAAAUAUGUACCAAAAAUAGAAACAAAUAUACAUGAUGAAGAGAAUACAGAAAAAUCAUCUAAAGAGAGAUUAGUAAAUCACAAAAUACAAAGAAAAUUUAAACAUAUCUCAUCUGAUGAUUCAGAUCUUGAAAAUGAUGAAAAGAAAAAGAAAAACAAGAAAAAAAUAUCAAAAACAAAACGAAUAAGUACAAGAAAGAAUAAAUCUACCAAAGAAUCAUCAACAAAGGAAAUAAAAACUAGAAUUAGAAAAAGAUCUUCUAGGAAAAAAAAAGAUAUACAAGAUGAAGAUGAUUUCUUUGAAACUGGCAAUGUAAAUCACGAAACUACGAAAUCACGAAAUUAUGAAAAUAAAAAAUCUGAAAUAUAUGGAAUAGAAACUUUAGAAGCUGUUCCACGUUUUGCAAUAUAUAAAAAUUGUCAAGGAGAUCUUAUUGAACAAUUUACCAAAUCUGUUUCUUUAAAAACUAAUGAUUUAAAUUCUAUUAAAUCUAUAAUAAAAUCAAGAGGACAAUUAACAGAUAAAGAAAAAUUGGAAAAGAAAAUAGCAGAAGGAAAAACAAACGAAAAUUUUGUUAGAAUAAAUUUAAAGAAAAAAGUAUUUGUGCGUGGUAAAAAACAUUUUAAUUUCUCAAAAUAUAAAAAAAACCAAUGGAAACAAAGAAAAAAAGAUCUUGGAUCUAGUGAAAAUAGUUUAGCAGUAGCUGAUUUUGUUGAAAAAAAUAAUGUAUCGACUUGUUUUAAAUGUCAAAGUAUCGGUCAUUUUGCAAAAAAUUGUCCAAAUGCAAAGAAUGACGAUUUAAUACCAAUAAAUGAGAUAGAUGAAAGUUCACAAUUUCCAACUUUAGAAGAAGCUGAACAAAUGGCCAGUCAAAAUGCAAUUAUAGCACAUGCUAAUAGAAUCGAUCGUUUGCCAGAAAUACCAUCGUUUUCUUCUAAAAUACAGUAUGAAUCAACAAUAAAUGAAAUCAAGGAUGAAACUAAUAAUGACGAUUUAUGGGAACCUAUUGAAGACGAAGAAAUUUUAUGCGGACAUAAAAUUCCUGAUGAUUUAAUACAAAAAUUAUUACCACCAGAAAUUGGUACAGUACAGCCAUUGUAUAAACUUAAGGACGAUCAAUCAUGUAUAGAAACACCAACUGAAGUUUUUGAUGCAUUGCAAAAAUUUGGUCACACAACGUUUAGACAUGGCCAAGAAAAAGCUAUAAUGAGAAUACUUUCUGGUCAAUCAACUUUAGUAACUUUAUCUACUGGUUCCGGAAAAUCUUUAUGUUACCAGUUACCUGCAUAUCUUUAUUCUCAAUAUUCCAAUUGUAUUACUUUAGUUAUAUCACCAUUAGUAUCCUUAAUGGAUGAUCAAGUAACUGGUGUUCCAUCUUUUUUAUCAGCAGCUUGUUUGCAUACUAAUCAAACUCAAAAAGUAAGAGAUAAUACUAUGAAAAUGAUCAAACAAGGAAGAAUAAAUAUUUUGCUAAUCUCUCCAGAAGCUGUAGUAGCUGGAGAAAAAUCAACAGGAUUUGGAGCAUUGUUAAGGGAGCUACCACCAAUUGCUUUUGCAUGUAUAGACGAAGCUCAUUGCAUUUCGCAAUGGUCUCAUAAUUUCCGUCCAUCUUAUCUUAUGGUUUGUCGAGUACUUAAAGAAAAAUUAGGUGUUAAAACAGUAUUAGCUCUUACUGCUACUGCAAGAAAAGCUACAGCAGAAAGCAUAGUAAGUCAUUUAGGUAUACAAGAUGGAAUUGCAGGUGUUAUUUCUGAUAUUCCAAUACCUAAAAAUCUAUUGUUAACAAUUUCUAAAGAUGAAAAUAGAGAUCAGGCUUUAAUCAAAUUAUUACAAAGUGAAAGAUUUCAAGAAUGUAAUUCGAUUAUUAUUUAUUGUACUCGUCGAGAAGAAUGCGUAAGAAUUGCCGGUUUUCUGAGGAUUUCCUUGCAGAAUGUCAAUAAUUCUGAGAAGCCAAACAAUAAAAUAUCUUUUAUUGCGGAAGCAUAUCAUGCUGGUUUAUCAGCUCAUCGUCGAAAAAUUGUACAGAAAGCAUUCAUGAAUGGACAAACUAGAAUUGUUGUUGCUACUGUAGCUUUUGGUAUGGGUAUUAAUAAACCAGAUAUUCGUGCUGUUAUUCAUUAUAAUAUGCCUGGAAGUUUCGAAAACUACAUUCAAGAAGUUGGAAGGGCUGGACGAGAUGGACUUAUAGCGCAUUGUCAUUUAUUCUUAAAUCCAACAGAAGAUAAGGAUAAGUUGGAAUUGCGUCGGCACAUUUAUGCAAAUGGAGUAGAUAGGCAUACAAUUAGACGUUUACUUCAAAAAGUUUUUGUUUCGUGUUCAUGUUCAAAAUUACGAGAAAAAAUAGCAAAUAGUAGAUGUCCUGGUCAUGAAGUUGCUAUACCAGUUGAUGACACAGUUAUGGCUUUAGAUAUUUCAGAAGAAAUAAUUUCAACACUUUUAUGUUAUCUUGAAUUACAUCCUAAAAAAUUUGUUAGUGUUCUUUCAUCCGUAUAUGUUAGAGCUAGAGUUUCAAGUUAUAAUGGAUCUCAAGGAUUAAAACAAGCUGCUCAAACAUCACCACCACUUGCUAUGGCAAUAGCAUUAGAUUUAAAAAAUGGUAUUUCUCAUGAAAAAGAUAAUGUUAUUGAAUUUCCUGUUGUGGAUGUUGCAUCUGCUAUAGGUUGGGAUAGUGGUGUAGUAAAAAGCCAUCUUAAAAAUUUGGAAUGGAAAACAGUUAAUGGGAUUCCAAAACGUUCAACUCUUUCGGUAAAAUAUGAUAAACUUGGUUUAAGAGUAAAAGCUCCAGGAGAUUUAACGGAAUUAGAACUAGAUGAAGCACUUGAUGCUUUAGUUUACCGUGUGCAAUCUCAAGAAUCUUCAGCGUUACAACAACUUGAAACAAUUGGUGUUAUACUUCAUAAAUUCAGUGUAUCAUCUAUAAAUGAGUGUCUAAUAGUGAAUGAUAAUAUAACUAAUAAUUCUAAUCGAUUAAAAGAUGUUAUUCGCAGUUACUUCGACGGAGAAGUUUUAUUAGAUAUCGAUUUCAACAAACAGAAUAUAAUAGAAAACGAAGCACAAAUAGCUUGUGAUGUACGUAAUUUGAUUGUAAGUUAUCGUGAUAAUAAUUUCACUGGACGUGCAGUCGCUCGAAUCUUUCAUGGCAUACAAAGUCCGAAUUAUCCUGCUUAUGUAUGGAAUAAAUGCCGGUUUUGGCGAGUUCAUCUUUCAUGUAAUUUCAAUGUUUUGUGUCAAAUUGCAACAAAAGAAAUUUUAGCUUUACGCUAAUAAUAUUGUUUUCAAUGAGUUUAAAACGAAUAAAUAAAUUCUUCAACAUUAGCUUGUUAUAGUAUUAUAAAUAUUUGUUAGAUAUUAUAAAUAUUUGAUUAUCUUUUAAUAUUUAAUCUAUGAAUGUUUGCGCUGGGCGAAAUUUAAAGGUAUAUUAUAGAUCUAAGAGAUGGAUUUAUAAAUUCGACACAUAUUGACUGAAUAAUUUUAUUUUAAAAACAUAGAUAAUUAAAUAUUAUAUAACACUUUAUUGUAUCCAUAACAAGUGACAAAAUUCAUCAUAUACAAAAUAUUUACUCGAACGUGAUUUAAAAGAGUAACUUAUUUUUUUACAUUUAUAGAAUAAAUUUUAUAAAUAGUUUUUUAAAAAAAAUGGUAAUGCAAUAAUUAUUUUUUUUCAUCGUUGUAAUUU